AUGAAGAAGAGUGGGGAGAAGAAGAAGUUGGACGAGCCAUACAAUGUGUCUCAGUGCGUACGUGUGGGUCCCGGUACGAAGAACAGACUAUGGUAA
This is a messenger RNA of Haemonchus placei, 96 nucleotides long. Lineage: Eukaryota; Metazoa; Nematoda; Chromadorea; Rhabditida; Trichostrongylidae. The record is from the annotation of a GenBank genome assembly.